AUGAGCUCUCUUACAGCCUCCUCCCUCCUCCCGCCACCCCCGCCGCUCCAAGAAGGCCUCCGCCGCCGGAGGGGGAGGGGGAGGAGGAGGAGGAGGAGGCGGCGGCGCGAAGUCGGCGUACGACGACGUCUUCGGCGGGCCGCCGAGGUUCCGGAGAUCUUCGGCGGCGUCGCCACCUCCUGCUCCAUCCCCUUCCUCGACCUCCCGCCGGCGAUCGCCGGCGCCGGAGCCGGCGGCGGGGGAGGAGGAGUUGACUACGGCGAGAUCUUCGGCGGCGGCGCUGCUGUGGACUUCGGCGACUUCGCGGUGCCGUACGAGGAGCUGUUCGGGGAGGGCACGAGGGAGGAGGAGAUCGCCUCGUCGAAUGGGAGGGCUUGGAACAAGGAAGAACUGGGACAACAGGACACAGAAUCAUUUGUAUUUCAUCCAGAAUACCCAACUGGAGUUAAUUUGCCAUAUUUAGAAGAGGAUGGUUUAUCAUCACACUCCUACCAUUCGGAUGAAGGUGUGAAUCAAGUGAAAAUCUCAUAUAACAAGAGAAGCCAAGAACAAAUACAAGAUUCAGUAGCCAUUGCAACCAGUGCGGUGGAUUCCUUGCAUAAUACACAGCCAGAUAAUCCUCCUAAUAUAUCAAAUGGAAGUAUGAUUCAUGGUAAAUAUGAUUCUAGUGACAGUACAAAAAGUAAGGGAAGUGAUCAAAAAGGUGAUCAGAAACAGAAUGGUGAUGCAAAUCCAAAGCAACAUAAACGGUCUUCAAGUAAUCAUUCAACAUCUAGCGGCGACGUACUUUCUCCUGACGCUCCUUUUCUCAGUGUUUCUGACAUUAACCUCUGCACACAGCCCUUGAGUGUCCCACCGCCAUCGAGGCCGCCACCUAAGUUACUUAACAACACAGAACAACCAAAAUUAAAGAGAGAUGCUUAUUCAGUAAAACUUAUGCCUAAAGCAAGUAGCGCUGGGGCUUUCUCCAAAAGCCAUUCACUGCCACCAAAGGUUGAUUCACCUUAUUUCUUUGAUGUUGAGGUGGAUGCUAGUUCGGCUGCUGCUGCUUCGGCUGCUGCCAUGAAAGAAGCAAUGGAAUUCGCUCAAGCUAAAUUGAAAAGUGCAAAGGAGUUGAUGGAAAGAAAGCGUGAUAAUUUUGAAAUCCGCAAGAAGAAGGGUCAUAGUGGAGAUAUAAAAAGUAGAGAGAGUCAGGAAAGUCAAACUGCUGAAGAGGAAGAAGUCUUUAAAACAGUUCUUUCGUUGAAGAAAAAAGUGAAGGAAGAUAAGAAGAUGAGUGAUUUCUCUCUUGUGGAGAAGCAUGAAGUCAUUGGCAACAAGGAAAGCCAUGUAUUAUCAACUGAUAGAUCUCAAAGGACAAUGCAAAGAAGUGCUUCUGGACCAUCUCAGUUUUCUAAGUUGGAGAAUUCUGGGAACUGGAAGUCUGAUGAUCAAUUCUACGAGCUGAUCAACAAUGAGCUGAAGCACAACACAAAUACAGAGGUCUCUCAGCCAGCAGAUAAUGCUAACAAAGAAAAAGCUGCUACAGAGAUUAGGAAGGACAAAGAAAGCAAGAGUGUAACUGCUGAAAUUGGCCAUCAGAUGGAAAAGAAUAUUGAAAGUAGUGGGCUGGAAGUGAAGGAGAUUCCAAAAGGUGUUUCAGAGGCUUAUGGACAAUCAGAAAACAUUGAAGUGGUAGAGCAAGUUAACAAUACUCAUAUAGAGCAAGAUGUGAGACUAGGAAAGGUUCAGGAGAACCAUGAGAGUGAAGAGAAGGUAGAGGAACUGCACGCCAGUGAAAACGCUCCUGACAAGGUGGAAGAAAUCAUGGAGAUGCCAAAUGCAAUCUCAGAAACUUCUGUGCACAAAGAAAAUGCCAAUAAGUUACAAGAGUUUAACGAUUCUCGUGUUGUGGAUAAUGCAAUAUUAGGAACAGCUCAAGGAACCCAUCAUUAUGGAGAAGAUGAAAAGGAACCAUGCAGUGGUGAAAUCUCUCCAACAUCUGAAGCGUUUGACAGGGGAUUGGAAGCUUCAGAAUUUAUCCAGGUACGUCAGGAGGACACAAGUGAACUGGAAGUUUCAAAGGAGCCUUGUGUAGGCAAAGAGAGUGAGAGGCAAUUGAAUAUAACCAAGAAUAUGUGCUUGCGGAAUGAAAAGGAUGAGGUAAUUGAUAUUCCUGCUCGAUCAGAAGCAGUGGAGGAAUUAGCAGCAGCUCAAGUCGCUGACUGUUCUCAUGAAGAGAAAGAUGUUAAAUUGGAUAACCUUAAUUUGGCACCAAGGAAAGAAGAAACUGAGGUACCAAGUGUGACUGAGAGUACAUGCGAUUCAACUGAAAAUGUGUUGAUUGCCGAAAUGAACCCAAAAAUUGAUGAAAUGGAAGCUGAAGUAGAGAAUAACAAAACGGAACAAGAGUCGGUGGGACCUGGAGAACCGGAGAAUGACAUGGAAGAAACAGUCGGGUCCUUUGGAUGUAAUAUAUCUGAGAAGGAAGCUUGUGCAGUCCAAUUGGAAAACAACUUAAGUGGAAAUUUCCGAGAAGCAGCCAAAGAACCACCAAAGGAGGAAACUUAUAAUCUAAAAGAAGCAAAAGAGGUGCUUGAAGAAGAUAACGUGAAACUUGAUUUAAAAGAAGAAAUGACGCCUGAUUCAGUCAGCAUGAUGGCGGUAAAUGAAGAUUUGAAGGAUCAGAAGACAAAUUACUUGGAAUUAAGAGGCAACAAAGUUUGCUCAGUUCAAGAUACUGAACCAAGUUGUACAAUGACGAUUGAGGAAACAACCUCUGUUGUUCGAAAUAGACACGAAAGGGAAAAGAGAAUAGCAGCAGAAAAGGAAGAGGAACAGGAGAAAGAGAGGGAGAGAUUCGUGGACAAAGAAAGGGAAAGAAAAUUAGAACGAGAAGGAGAACAUGGAAAAGAGAAGGAAAGAUUAAUAAGGGCGAGGAAAUUCGAAGAAGAAAGAGAGAGGGAGAGAGAUAGAGAAAGAGAACAGGAGAAAGAGAGGGCGAAGAAGUUGGACGAAGAAAGAGAGAGGGAGAAAGAAAGAGAAAGGAAAAUAGAAAGAGAGAGAGAACUGGAGAAAGAGUGGGCAAGUAAACUGGAACAAGAAAGAGAGAGGGAGAGAGAAAGAGAGAAAGACAGACUUGCUGUCGAAAGAGCGACACGUGAAGCACAUGAAAGGGCAUUUGUUGCUGCUCGGCAACGGGCAGCUUCAGAAGCCCGAGAGAAAGCAGAAAGGCUUAACACAGAAGCUUUUGAAAGAACGUUAUCGGAAAAGGCUUCUAGAGAAGCUAGAUUGAGGGCUGAGCGCGCAGCUGUUGAACGAGCAACUGCGGAAGCUAGGGAGCGUGCAAUAGAAAAAGCUAUGGCUGAGAAAGCUGCUGCUGAUGCAAGGGAACGCAUGGAAAGAUUUAGUUCCUCUUUCAAGGAGCAUAAAACCAGCAAUCAGGAUAUUUCACGUGACGCACCCUUGCAAAGGGCAUAUUCUAGCAGCUUCCAGAAAUCAUCAGAUUCUAAUAAUCAAGCAGGUGAGACUGAAUCAGCUCUAAGGCGUAAAGCAAGACUGGAGAGGCAUCAGCGUACAGUUGAGCGUGCUGCAAAAGCUCUCGCAGAAAAGAAUACAAGGGAUCUGAUGGCACAAAGAGAGCAAGCAGAGAGAAAUAGAUUGGCCGAGUUUCUUGAUGCCGAUGUCAAGAGAUGGUCAAGCGGAAAAGAAGGAAACCUGCGCGCGUUGCUAUCUACUCUUCAAUAUAUCCUUGGGCCCGACAGUUGUUGGCAACCAAUUCCUCUCACAGAUGUUAUUACAGCUGCAGCCGCGAAGAAAGCUUACAGGAAAGCUACUCUUUGUGUUCAUCCCGACAAGGUACAACAAAGGGGUGCUAGCAUCCAACAGAAGUAUAUCUGCGAAAAGGUUUUCGAUCUUCUUAAGGAAGCUUGGAAUAGAUUCAACUCUGAAGAGCGGUAGCCGACAGACGGUAUGAGAGCUACAAAGCCUUCAACAUUUUAGUCUUUUGCCUGUUGUAGAGCAUUAUGUAUUGUAAUUUUUGGUACAUCUUAAGCUCGUUUCUACAUCUAUCUGAUUAGCCUUUUUUGUAUUUUGUAAAUGUGGUAAUUUAAGAAGCAAAUUUAAAAGUUCCAUUUCUGUUUCCACCAAGUUUAACAGUAUGGAAAUGUUUGUUGCCAGUA
Molecule: messenger RNA, 4160 nt
Organism: Ananas comosus (pineapple)
Lineage: Eukaryota; Viridiplantae; Streptophyta; Magnoliopsida; Poales; Bromeliaceae
Product: auxilin-like protein 1
Exons: 10
Coding region: 1-3939 (1312 amino acids)
Biological process (GO): clathrin coat disassembly; clathrin-dependent endocytosis
Cellular component (GO): vesicle; intracellular membrane-bounded organelle; cytoplasm
Molecular function (GO): clathrin binding
Source: RefSeq, a predicted model, not a curated record